Messenger RNA from Neogale vison (American mink), 315 nucleotides. It is a transcript of the gene DEFB124, whose product is annotated as defensin beta 124. NCBI's taxonomy places the organism in Eukaryota, Metazoa, Chordata, Mammalia, Carnivora, Mustelidae. The record is from RefSeq and is a predicted model, not a curated record. Gene Ontology annotation, biological process: positive regulation of monocyte chemotaxis; positive regulation of chemokine (C-C motif) ligand 5 production; cellular response to peptidoglycan. The transcript is spliced from 2 exons. Gene Ontology annotation, cellular component: extracellular region.
AUGACACAGCUGCUGCUGCUCAUUGUGGCUCUCCUGGCCCUGAGUCAUCUGCCUCCAGGGAGAAGUGAAUUUAAGCGGUGCUGGAAGGGCCAGGGGGCCUGCCGGACUUACUGUACAAGGCAAGAAACCUACAUGCACAUGUGCCCAGAUGCCUCCCUGUGCUGCCUCCCCUAUGGAUUCAGGCCUCUGGCCUCUAAGCCUUAAUAUGUGGAGCUGGUUCUGGGGCUGGCACCCUUGCUCUCCAAUAAACACCUGCUGCUGGCUGUCUCCUUUGCUGCUUGCUCACCACCAGGCCACCCCGUGCUGGGGGUAUGA